Molecule: messenger RNA, 741 nt
Organism: Cutaneotrichosporon oleaginosum
Lineage: Eukaryota; Fungi; Basidiomycota; Tremellomycetes; Trichosporonales; Trichosporonaceae
Molecular function (GO): 2-oxoglutarate-dependent dioxygenase activity
Source: RefSeq, a predicted model, not a curated record
GGCUUCUUUUAUGUCACUGGCCACGGUCUGGAUCCCGCGUACCUCGACUCACUGCUUAAGCGCGGCCACGAGUUUUUCGAGCUUCCAGAGGAGACGAAGAACUCGAUCCACAUCUUCAAGAGCCAGGAUGGCGUGAGAGGAUACCAAAAGAUCGGAGAGAAUGUCACGUACGCCAAGCGCGACCAGCAGGAGGCACUAGACAUCUACCCCGAGCCGAUGGUUCUCUCGGCGGAGCAGUUGAACGGGUCGCAGCUGUGGCCGAGCGAAGACGACCUCCCAGGCUUCAAGGCCGCCAUGCUCGAGUACACAGCGAAAAUGACACGCGUCGGGCACGCCUUCAUGCGCGCGAUGUGUGACGCACUCGGCCACCCUGAGGUCUUCGAUGCCCUGCAACAAGACAACUACUGGGUGCUCCGCGUGAUCGGGUACCCGCCGCUCCCGGACAACUUCGACCCCGAGAAAGGUAUCUCGUGCGGCGCCCACACCGACUACGGCUGCCUCACGUUUUUGCUUGCGGACGACACGCCGGGAGCACUCCAGGUCGAGGCCAAGGACGGGAGCUGGAUCGCCGCCGACGUCGUGCCCGGCGCGUUUGUUGUGAAUAUCGGAGACAUUAUCGACACGCUCACGAGCCACACAUACAAGAGCACGUACCACCGCGUUAUUCACAAGGGCUCGCGGUACCGCGUAUCGAUGCCGUUCUUCUUCGAGCCGCCCCGCGACUUCCUCGUUACGCCGCUG